This is a messenger RNA of Xyrauchen texanus (razorback sucker), 4748 nucleotides long. Its product is annotated as protein wntless homolog. The record is from RefSeq and is a predicted model, not a curated record. Gene Ontology annotation, biological process: intracellular protein transport; Wnt signaling pathway; Wnt protein secretion. The transcript has 12 exons. Gene Ontology annotation, molecular function: Wnt-protein binding. Bases 191 to 1819 code for a protein of 542 amino acids. Gene Ontology annotation, cellular component: endomembrane system; organelle membrane. Lineage: Eukaryota; Metazoa; Chordata; Actinopteri; Cypriniformes; Catostomidae.
UGCAGGAUGAGAUCCUUCCCUUUCCCCUGUGGUUCCCUACAAAGAGCGCCACACAGACAGUUCUGUAGGGUUUGAGACACAGCCUGUGUCGCGCUCUCAAUCUCGGACAGCGCAUUGUCCACCUGGAUGCCGUGACUUUAGUUAUUUUCCAUUUUAGUCAUAUCGCAGUGCCAGAAGAGACGCUUUCACAAUGGCUGGAGCAAUUAUUGAGAAUAUGAGCACCAAAAAGUUGGUGAUCGUGGGAGUAAUUCUGCUUUUAUUCCAGGCGUUUUCCUUUAUGGUCGGUGGACUGAUUGCUCCAAGCCCCACCACAGCAGUCCACUACCUGGCCACCAAGUGUGUGGACACCAUGAAGACCCACCAUCAGGGCUCCAAGUGGUUCAUGCCUUGGGGCCCCAACCAGUGCAGCAAGAUCCGGGACUUUGAUGAGGCCAUGGCCAAAAGAAUUGAGGCCAAUAACAUUGUAUUUGCGGUCCACAUUCCUUUACCUAACCGAGAGAUGAGUCCCUGGUUCCAGUUCAUGUUGGUUAUCCUCCAGCUUGACAUUGCCUUCAAAAUGCAAAACCAGAUUGAGGAUGGAGCUUUGAUCACCUUGGAUGUUGGCCUGGCUUACAGAAAUGACACCCUGAGUGAGUGGAUUGAGAUGGCCCAUUCCAUAGAACAUCGCAAACUGAGCUGCAAUUUCACCACAACAAAGACAUUUGAAAAUGAGGGGCGCUACUAUGAUUGUGACCUGUUGCCCUUUAUGGAGGUUGGCAGUGUGGCCCAUAAGUACUAUCUUCUAAACAUCAGACUACCUGUCAACGAACGCAAAAAAGUCAACAUGAAGAUUGGAGAAAUCAAAGACAUUAGACUUGUGAGCAUUCAUCAAAAUGGUGGUUUCACAAAGGUUUGGUUUGCCAUGAAGACGUUCCUCACUCCCAGCAUCCUUAUCAUCAUGAUCUGGUACUGGAAAAGAAUCACCCAAAUGACCAGACCACCAGUCCUGCUGGAGAAGAUUAUCUUUGCUUUAGGAAUCUCUAUGACCUUCAUCAAUAUUCCAGUGGAAUGGUUCUCGGUAGGGUUUGACUGGACUUGGAUGCUUUUGUUUGGUGAUAUCCGUCAGGGCAUCUUCUAUGCCAUGCUGCUUUCCUUCUGGAUCAUCUUCUGUGGUGAACAUCUAAUGGAUCAGACGGAGAGAAACCGUUUCUCUGUGUACUGGAAACAGGUUGGACCCAUUGUUUUUGGCUCCUUUUGCCUCUUCAUCUUUGAUAUGUGUGAGAGAGGAGUGCAGCUCAAGAAUCCUUUCUACAGUAUCUGGGCAUCAGAUGUCGGGACAGAGUUGGCUAUGGCCUUCAUCAUUGUAGCAGGAAUCUGUGCAUGUCUCUACUUCCUUUUUCUUUGCUUCAUGGUCUUCCAAGUGUUCAGAAAUGUAAGUGGGAAAAGGUCGUCUUUGCCUGCCAUGACGAAGGCUCGUCGACUGCAUUAUGAGGGCCUGAUCUUCCGCUUUAAAUUCCUGAUGUUGAUCACGCUGGCAUGUGCUGCCAUGACUGUCAUUUUCUUCAUCAUAAGUCAGGUAAAUGAGGGCCACUGGCACUGGGGCGGGUACACCGUUCAAGUGAACAGCGCUUUCUUCACUGGCAUUUACGGCAUGUGGAACCUGUAUGUGUUUGCACUCCUGUUUCUCUAUGCGCCGUCUCACAAACGUUAUGGGGAUGAGCAGUCAAGCGGCGAUCAAGGUGGAAACAGUGGUGAGGACAUCCAGCUGACCACCACCAUCACACAUGUGGACGGACCCACAGAGAUCUACAAAAUGACUGGCAAAGAAGCUCAAGAGUAACUCCCCUCAAUCCAGAACCCAACAAAAUCAAGACUUUCUGAAUUCCUCAAGAGUUGAAACGACACACUUUUUGGUGCCCUGUGUGGUCUCAUUCAUUUCAAACAUAACCUCACAAAUGUUAAAGGGAUAGUUCACCCAAAAAUGAAAAUUCCCUCAUUUACUCACCCUCAUGCCAUCCCAGAUGUGUAAGACUUUCUUUCUUCUGCUGAACACACACACACACACACACACACACACACACACACACACACACACACACACACAAGAUUGGUCCAUUCAAUGCAAGUGAAAGGUGACCAAAACUUUGAAGCUCAAAAAAUAUAUAAAGGCAGGAUUAAAGUAAUCAAAAAGGCUCCAUUGGUUUAAUCCAUGUUUUCUGAAGUGAUUUGAAAGGAGUGGGUGAGAAACCGUUAAAUAUUUAUGUAAUUUUUUUUUAACUUUAAAUCUUCACUUUCAAACAGCCCUGCUAAGCACUCUUCUCACGUUUAUGUAAAUGUCUUUUGUUUUAGGUGAUUCACAUUCUUUGUGCAUAUUGCCACCUACUGGGCAGGUUGCAGAACUUAAAUCUGUUUCUCAUCAUAUCGCAUAUAAAGACAUUUAAUAAUUUAACCAGUUAUUAAACCACAGGAGUCUAAUAGAUACAUUAUAUGCUGCUUUAUGUGCUUUUUGUGUUUCAAAAUGUUGGUCUCCAUUCACUUAAAUUGUAUGGACCAACAGAGCUGAAAUAUUCUUUUAAAAAUCUUAAUUUGUGUUCAGCAAAAGAAAUUCAUACACAUCUGGGAUGGCAUGAGGGUGAGUAAAUGAUUUUUUUUUUUUGGGUGAACAACCAACUUUUCACAGUUUGAUAAGUGACGUACCUUGUUACACAAAUUUCUAUUCGAAUGAGGUUCAAUGUGCAACCCCAUUUCUGAAAAAGUUGAGACAGUAUGAAAAAUGAUAAUAAAAACAAAAAGUAAUAAAUGAAAAUAAUGUAAAUUAAAUUCACCCUUUGCUAUAUUGAAAGCACCACAAGUACACAUGAUAUGAUGUUUUACCUUGUGGAUUAAAUUUUUUUUUUAAACAUUUAUGUACAGUAAUUUAAUAUCAGAUGAUUGCAACACUCUCCAGAAAAGUUGAGACCGGGGUAAUUUAAGACUAAUAACAAUUUGAUGAGUUAAAAUAACAAGGCAAUGUGAAACAGGAUAUAUUAAAGAGGUGAUGCAAUUGUGAAAUAAUAUACUGUAUACUGUAUAAGGAGCCUCCAAAAACAGUCCUUCAAGAGCAAGGAUCAUUCAAGACUUGUCAAUUGUCCAACAGAUGCUUCAGCAAAUAAUCCAGCACUUUGAGAACAAUGUUCCCCUAAGACAAAUUGGAAGGAUUUUGGGCAUUUCACUCUCUACAGUGCACAAUAUAGUUGAAAGAUUCAAGUCUCUGUCUAGAAGCGCUGCCGACUUCUCUGGGCUCGGUCUCAUCUUAGAUGGAAAGUAGAACAAUGGGACCAUGUUUUUUGGUCCAAAGAGUCCACAUUUCAAAAAGUGUUUGAAAAACACAGCCGUCGUGUUCUCCGGGCCAAAGAAGAAAAGGACCAUCUGAUCUGUUAUCAGCGUCAGGUCCAAAAGCCAGUGUCUGUAUGGACCAGGGGUAUGUCAGUGCCAACGGUAUGGGUAACUCGCACAUCUGUGAGGGCACCAUUAAUCAAGACAGAUAUGUAAACAUUUUGGAGCAGCAUAUACUGCCAUCCAGCACUGUCUUUUGCAGUGACGUUCCGGAAUUUUCAACAGGAUAACUUCAAACCACAUACUGCCCGAAUAAUCAGAGAGUGUGUGUGCUAGAUUGGCCUGCCUGCAGUCCUGACCAUCUCCAAUUGAGAAUGUGUGGUGCAUUAUAAAGUGCACAAAAUGGCAACAAAAACCCUGUACAAUUGUGCAGCUGAAGCCCUGCAUAAUGGAGGAAUGGGGGAAAAUUCCACUUUUAAAACAUAACACACUUGUCUUCAGUGCCUAAAUAUGUUAUUAGAAGAAAUGGUGAUGUUUCACAGUGGUAAACAAUCGACUGCCCCAACAUUUUGGAGCAUGUUGCAAUCAUCUGAUUUGAAAUGUAUACAAGGUAAAAUAUCAUAUAAUAUUUAGUUGUAGUGCUUUCAACAUAGCAAUGGGUGAAUAUAAUUUACAAAUCACUUUGUUGUUUUUUUAUAAGCAUUUUUCAUACUGUCCCAACUUUUUCAGAAUUGGGGUUGUAAGAUCAACAGGUGGUGCUGAGCUGUAGAAAGCUGGAGUUGCACACCAUCUUGUGGGUGCUGGGAGAAAUUAUGAAGUUUACCUUGCACUGUGGUUUGGCAAAGACAUUAGUGUUUCAAAGGCCAAUACAAAGUAUUUCUAAAAACAGUGAGGAAAAGGAAACAAGGUCAAAACUUUUUUUUAAAUGAUACAGCAAUAAGUAAUUGUGUCCAUUUAGUGUAUUUUGUAGCUUUUCCCUUUCUUGUUUGAGGGUAUUUUAUAAUGCAAUUACAAAACUGGAAGAACAAAGACUUUUGUCAACAUAACGUGUAGGUAUGUAUUUAUCUGUUGGUUGAUCCUUCCUCAACUGACUUCCUUAAACUCUCUUAACCAAAUGUAAACACACCCAAGGAACCGGUAAAGCAAAUGACUUAGUUUAAAGGUUUCUCUGAUCAAGGUGUGGGAUGACUUAAGUGACAGUUGGGAUUAGGGUCCUUGUGGUCUGAAUGGCAAACACUAUGUUCUUUGUUACAAAGUAGAGGUAUAUUUUUUAUAAAGUGCUUAUUUUCAUCUGUACAAAAGCAUUAGCAACUGUUCUGUAUCACUCUGUUGUAACAAAAAGUAUCUUUUCUAGUUUUUCAAAUCUGUACAAUUGUAUCUCAUGUGGAAAUCUAGCGUCUUGUUUUUUCAUGCUUUUUAUGCUAAUUUAAAGUAAUAAAAAACUUUUAGAUCUG